GAAGGAUUAAGCGAGAAAAUUCAAGGCCAGAACACAAACCCGUCGCUACGCUGCACCAACCCCAUUUAUGGCAGUGCCGCUUCCUUUACAGCGCUACUCGCAUAUUGAGCGCCCUUCUUUUAACAUUGUAGCAUCCGCAUGAACAGCGUUACUAUACUCUAGUGCUUCAGAAUUAAGUCCCGGUUGAGAAUACGUUUUUAUCCCUAUGGUUCCUCCUCUUCUAAAACAACGAUACCAUGAGCUGUUUGACCUGCGGGUUCGCGGACCUCGUAUUCCUCUGAAAAAACGGUUGGAAUGUUUCUCUUGGGCGUGGUUUGCUUCUAGUAUGGGUACGGGUGGUAUUGCCAUGGUCAUCAGUCUGUAUCCUUAUCGAUUUUAUGGUAUGAAUACCAUUGGAAAAGUGGUAUUCAUUUUCCAGUUGUGUUUGCUGGCUACAUAUUUUAUAUGCAUCACGUAUCGGUUUGUACGGGUUCCUGGCAGCCUCCAAAAGUCGUGGACAAACCCGGCCGAAAUGCUUUUCAUUCCCACAUCUUUGUUGUCUGUUGCAACAUCGAUUAGCUGUCUUGAUCCAUUCGCCUGGCCAUAUGUUGGCAUAUGGAUGGUGUAUUUCAUUCGUGUCGUAUACUGGAUAUUUGUCGGCGUUAGUUUCAUUUUCGUGAUGGGACAAUUCUACACGUUGUAUUCACGAAACAUCUUUACACCGGAGACGAUUGCACCAGCACUUGUUUUGCCCAUUUUCCCUUGCAUGAUUUGCGGUGUUAUCGCCAGUGCCAUUGCUGAGUCCCAGCCGGCUAAGCAAGCGAAGGACAUGGUUAUUGCUGGAAUUGCAUUCCAGGGUCUUGGUUUCUGGGUGUAUAUUAUGGUAUAUGCAGUGAACAUGUAUAAACUAUUUAUCUAUGGUCUAAUGCCGGCGUCUGACCGGCCAGGCCUGUUUAUUUUUGUUAGUCCACCCUCUUUCACGGGGCUUACCUUGCUUGAUCUCUCUUUUGCCGCUCGUAAAAAAAGACCCUAUAUUUUCGUGGGUGAAAACUCAUCUGAAAUGUUGGAGUUUGUGUCAUGUUUUAUGGCACUGUUUAUGGUUGGACUAUCCCUGUUCAAUUUCAGCAUUGCGUUCGUGUGCAUGGUAGCUGGUUUUUGCAGCAAACAAGCCGUAAAGUUCAAGGUGAGCUGGUUCGCCAUGGUCUUCGCUAACGUUGGUCUUGUUAUGGACAUUGAUGAAAUUGGCCGGUCAGUCAAUUCAGCGGCAAUAAAAAUGGUAGGCGAGAUUGCUGGUGUCGCUAUUACAGUAGUGUGGAUUGCACUAUUUCUUAUGGCUGCGCGUGCUGUGUACGUGCAGGAGAUCUUAUAUCCAGGGAAAGACGAAAAUUCUAGCACGCUGUCACACGAAGUUCUGCAGUACUACUCCGCACUGCAAGAAACCGUGGCUACAUACAACAUCCCUGCACCCCAGCCUGGUGGAGAUCCCUCUACGGCCGCAUAUAACGCAGACAUGGCUCCUAUUGAUGAAAAGAAAGAUGGAGAUAUGAGCAGCGCCUACAGACGAAACUUUUACCCUGCAGUGCAUGGAAAUCCAACGCCCGAAGAAAUCAUUUAGACAACACAUUGACUGGUGCGAACACACAGAAAUCGUGCAUAGACCGUUCGCGCUCUCCUUGUUACCCCGAAUUCCAGCGCACGCUCAUUCUCUCAUAUACAACAUCUUCCGACCGUGAUAGACUAUGUUUUUGUGCUCAUAACUUGCACAGGGCUUUUUACUAAAGUUCUACUAGUUCUGUUUUCGGAUUGCGCUUUACGUAACAACCGUUCGGUACUUUUGGCCCCGCAUGUUCCGACUCCAUCUUGCUAUGGUCGGUCAUUGCAUGAACAGUGUUGUACAUCCUGAAGAACCACACUUACGUUACUAAAAAGCGUCUACUACUCGUCCGUGUUUUUUUGAGUUACAUCUGAAGACAUCUCAUGUUUUCUAUAAUUUUCUUUACGCAUAUUUGUGUCAUAUUAUUAAUAAACAUAUAUCUCUAUAUGCUAAUCUAGCACCGCUA
Schizosaccharomyces japonicus yFS275 is the source of this 2039-nucleotide messenger RNA. Its product is annotated as TDT malic acid transporter. NCBI's taxonomy places the organism in Eukaryota, Fungi, Ascomycota, Schizosaccharomycetes, Schizosaccharomycetales, Schizosaccharomycetaceae. The transcript has 2 exons. Gene Ontology annotation, biological process: transmembrane transport; malate transmembrane transport. Gene Ontology annotation, molecular function: malate transmembrane transporter activity. Gene Ontology annotation, cellular component: membrane. Bases 206 to 1594 code for a protein of 462 amino acids. The record is from RefSeq and is a predicted model, not a curated record.